UUUCUGAAAGGGUGUCAGAUUGUCGGCCAUGUUAGAAACGAUUCUCAUUUUCGUUCUGCAGUUGUGGGAUGUUGGGCAUUUAGAGAAUCAUGUCGCUAAUUUGUUUUGUUUUCUAAUUUUUUUUAUUUCGUUUUAUCAUUCAACACUUAUUUCGCUUCUUAAAUGGAAGUCAGCGGGUUGUUAUGAAGCCAAGGCUGCAGUAUGGCAGGAGAGCAUCACAUGAGUUUAGACGAGAACUGACUUCGAGGGAAUCUACUGGAAUGCCGACUGAAUUGAGCUCUCAGGAUGGAACUGGCUUGUCAUUCACUCUACAGCCUGAGCUCGUGACGAGUUCAAGAACAGCCAACACUGUGGAGAACACCGAUGACCGAGUCUCCAUUGACAGCUCAUUAACAGGAGAAGAACACGGCACUCGUUCAGCUUCUCGCAGGCUGAGACCUGCAGGCCUCAGCCACUCUCACAGCCGCAGCCGCUCUCACAUGCAUGCUGAUGCUUCCUGCUCACACACAGAUCUUGAAGCCGGGGAACACAGUGCUUCAAUCUCAGAUUUGCGUUACCUCAUUUGCUGGGUGCAGAAAAGUCUCCCUUUCAUCAUUAUCAUUUGUUCAAAACUAAUUUUACAGCAUGCCCUGGGAUUGGCAGUUGGAGUGGGUCUGUUUAUAACCUUUCUACAUGUAAAUAAAAAUAUCCAAGCACAAGUUCUUCUUCAGGAUCGUCGGUCAAAGCUUCAAUGUUUCUCCGUUUUGUCCUUCCUAAUGGCCUCCUCCUUACUUUUAUAUUACACAUUUGAGAUGGAUUCACUUUAUUACUGCCUCAUCCUCAUGAAUCCUCGUGUUGAGCCUAUAGAUAUCUGGAAAGUUUUCUGGACUGUGGGAGUAACUGGUUUCAUUGUGAAGUUCGUCUUUAUGGGAUUAAAGUGCCUUAUACUUCUUCUCCCUUCCUGUGUCAUGGUGUACAAGAGACGGGGUCAGUGUUACAUGUUCAUAGAAGAACUUGGGCAGUUUUAUCAAGUAAUCACUCCUGUGCCUCCCUGGUUCCACUACUUACUUACAUCCAAAAUGGUUGAUGGCUCUCUGGAAGUUACCAUGGAUAUUCUUUUAGCCUUGCUUUACAUUAUUCUGAAGCUUCUGGAAAUUUACAGUCGGUGGGGAUCCCUGCAGAAUGCAGUACAGAACUUUCUCACUUUAGAGGUGAAUGGGACUCCUGCAACUCAGUCCCAGUGCUGUAGUGCUGGGGAUCUUUGUCUUAUCUGUCAGUCCAAUUUUAAGCAACCUCGAGUUCUGUUGUGUCAGCAUAUCUUCUGCGAGGAAUGCAUGGUGCUGUGGUUCAAUCAGGAAAAGACCUGCCCCCUCUGCCGUACCAUCAUCACAGAUAGGGUACACAAAUGGAAAGGUGGUGCAACCUCAGCUUAUUUACAAAUAUACUAAAAUAUGUCACACCUAAAUAUCUAACGAAGAUAACUCUUUACCAGAAAAAUACACUGGGAGAUGAGUGAAAAAAUUGAUAUACCAUGAAAGAAUACAUGUACAUUCAUAACAAAGGGUAAUGUGCCUUAACCAGGUCUUUCCUCGUUUAUGCACAGUGGGCCUCAUUUUAUCAAGCUAUGUAGGAACAUCUAUUGCCUGAAUUAAUUUUAUGAGCAUGUGUCAUGCCAUGUUGAACUCCUGCUCCUAAAUCGUUUAUUACACUCACACUACACAAAAAAACUGAUUGCUUUUAAGCAACAGCAUCUUGUCAAUUUUACACAGCUUUGUUUCAGUUUAGCCCCCACCCCACCAAUCUGGCAAUGAACUCUAGCAUAAAUGUUUAGCUCAAGUUGGCUUACACAAACUGAUGUUUGAAGAACAGACAUUUAUUAUAAGAACUAUUUGUGAAGAUCUUAAUUAAAGCAUCAUUGUAGCAUGCUGCAGUGCUCCCCUCAAUAGUUACUUAUUAACAGCCUUUUUAAACUAUUCAGGUGGCUUGCUGGUUUUGGAAGUUGGGUAAUAAGUACUAUACAGAAGCUCCACUAUGAUCAGUACCACUUUAAAGUGAGGAUGAUGUCAUUCCAGUGAUUCCUUUUUCAUGGAAUAUUUACCUGGAUUUGCAAAAAACUGGAACUUAUCUUUUUAUAUUUGAGUUACUUAAUUAAAUCUGAAAUAUUUCUAAAUAGUAUACAGCUAGUCCUUGAGUUACGAAGAUGUGAUCUGAUGACCCCAUCAUAACUAGGAAAUAUUGCAAAUUGACCCAUGACCUAGCCUACCCAGUCUUCUAAGAAUGGUGAUCAGUAUGGGGUAUUAGACUGUAAUUUGUUAAAUUAUUAACUAAUUACAGUAAAUUUGGCUAAUGCAAAUUCGUAAGUCAAACUAUCGUAACUGAUUAUUUGUACGGGGUUAUGAUGAUCAGCAGCGGUACAGUAACAGUUCUUUUGUUUGUGUUUUGAGUUCUGUCUUCAUGUGUCUCAUCUUUAUAUACAAGUAAACUUAAGUGUUACUUUUCAAAGGUUCUAAAGGUUUGACCCACUGCCUUGCAAUAAACUUAAAGAUUUAAUAAUAUGCAAUUAUUUUUCUAUUGUUAACAGAAUAUUCAAAUGUUUGUAUUUCCACGUAUUAGAUUUUGAAUAAAAUAUUAAAAUUGAUUACAUUGUGAA
Messenger RNA from Tachysurus vachellii, 2629 nucleotides. RefSeq names its product ring finger protein, transmembrane 1 (gene rnft1). Gene Ontology annotation, biological process: positive regulation of ERAD pathway. Bases 183 to 1427 code for a protein of 414 amino acids. Gene Ontology annotation, cellular component: endoplasmic reticulum. The transcript is spliced from 9 exons. Gene Ontology annotation, molecular function: ubiquitin protein ligase activity. Lineage: Eukaryota; Metazoa; Chordata; Actinopteri; Siluriformes; Bagridae. The record is from RefSeq and is a predicted model, not a curated record.